Parnassius apollo (apollo) is the source of this 846-nucleotide messenger RNA. The record is from the annotation of a GenBank genome assembly. NCBI's taxonomy places the organism in Eukaryota, Metazoa, Arthropoda, Insecta, Lepidoptera, Papilionidae.
AUGGAAGAGGAAGAAUUUCAGGGUGUUUUUGAGAAACGAAAACGACAAAAGGCUAACAUAUUUACUAAUGAUUAUGAUUUAAUUAAACCUAUGGAUAUUGACACAGAGGAAAAAAAAUAUUACAUAAGGAAUAUUUUACCAACAAAUUCACAGGGCGUCAGCGAUGGAACCGUACCUGUACAACAGUUUACUUUAACAAGAAGUACUAUACUAAAAGCUAUUGAGGAGCAAGCGAAACAGAACACAAGCCUGGCGGACAAAUACUUAGAUGUAGUUAUUCGGAAUUUUCAUGGUGAAUUCAAUAUAGUACCACCAACAUCAUAUCAUGAAAAACUUAUCAAUGGUGUGCUUGAAAAAUGGGAAUAUUGUCAUAUGAAGUUUCAUGGAAAAUAUGUGAAAAAAAUAUGGAGCGCAAGGAUGUUGCUACCGUUAAAAUGUGUUACUGGUGAAAUUGUGGAGUGCGCAACAAUCAUUAAUGUACCUAAGAAUAAUUUAGCAAUAUUUAUGAAUGGACUAGAAGAUGAGAAGAUUAUUCAGAUUAUGUCAGACAGUGAUGAUGACAUUAUAAACCUCGAUGAAGGUAAUGAAGCAGAUGAAAGCGACCUGAAUACACUGCAAGCACAGUUGGACGCGGAAAUAGAGAAGGAUAUUGAAAUGGAAGCAGCUAUAUCGAAUGUUUUUAAAUCAUCCAAAUGCUACCAGAGGUUCUUGGAAAAGGAAAAUGAAGAGCCGGUCGAGGAAUAUCAGUUCAGUUCUGAUCGUGGUAUGAUAGGAAAACCUGAUGUAACAACAGUGAUGUUGGACACUGAUUCAGAUGAUGACAGUGUAAAUGGAGAAUCGGAAUGA